Temnothorax curvispinosus is the source of this 3966-nucleotide messenger RNA. RefSeq lists its product as uncharacterized. Gene Ontology annotation, biological process: engulfment of apoptotic cell; phosphatidylserine exposure on apoptotic cell surface; apoptotic process involved in development. The transcript is spliced from 5 exons. Bases 182 to 3127 code for a protein of 981 amino acids. Gene Ontology annotation, cellular component: plasma membrane. Lineage: Eukaryota; Metazoa; Arthropoda; Insecta; Hymenoptera; Formicidae. The record is from RefSeq and is a predicted model, not a curated record.
AAAAUGGUAAUAGAAAAUUGUGUGUUGAAUUGUAUUUUAUAAUUAUAAUUAAAUUUUAUAAAUAAUCAUAACGAAAAUCGUGAUACUUUUCGUUAACACCCUCAAUAUGCCUUUUGCACUGAAAUGUUGUCACAUAUAAUAUAUAUGUGAUAAAAUUUGUUUUUGCACACUUGCUCAAAGCAUGCGCUGGAAAGCUUCUGUCUUCGUAAACCUUCAAACACCUUGUAAGAUAUUUUUCGCACACACAGACAGCAUUGUAUGUGUGGAAUACCUUUUGCAAGGCCACUCAGCGUGGGGAUGCUUUGCAAUGGGUUUCACCGUCUUACCCGCUUGUGUUACCCAACUAUUUAGUUUGAGAUGGCAUCGCAGCGACGGUUCCCUGCGGACUGUUCACUGGUUGUUGCACUUCCUGCUACUCGGCUUCUUGCACAGGUAUUUGACUUUGCUUUACACUGCGGUGUACUCUUUGAGAAAUAAGUCCAGCUUCAGCAGGGACAAAAACUGGGUAUAUCGACAAGAAAGCGAUAUAUGUAUGUUGCACUUGUUUGAGUCGUUCAUGGGGGCUGCUCCGCAGUUGAUAUUGCAGCUGUAUAUCAUUGCGAGAUUAAACCAUGUACCACUUUGGACGAGCGCCUCCGCAGUAGCUUCCUUCUGCUCCCUGACGUGGGCCGUGAGCACAUACGUGAGGGCCAUGCACAAUAUCAAUCGCGAACGCAGCAACGCGACUUGGGUUGCUCUUGUUCUUCAGGCUCUCUGGCGCAGCGGUAUGCUGCUGUCCAGAAUCGGAGUUUUGGUACUAGCGGCUGUCUUUCUGAAAACGUGGUUCUUCUUGUUUCUGGGGCUGCAUUGGUUAUUCAUGACGAUCUGGGUGAUCCUGCAAAAGACAGAGUUCUGUCCUACCAUAUGGGAGGAGCGCAUCUACAAUUGCAUCAUCGGACUAAUCUAUUGCUUCGACUUCUUCAACCUGCGCGAUGGCAGAUCGCGCUAUCGCGUGCUCGUCUUUUAUUCGGUGAUCACGGUGCAGAAUCUGGUUUUCCUGAUUAUGUACACAUGGCGUUUCAAGGACACUGUCGCGAGCGAUACAAUGAUCGCGAUCGCGACCCUGAUAAUUGGCUGUAUGCUCGUCGGUCUGGCGAGCAUGUCACUGUAUUAUGGCAAGUUUCAUCCAUCAAGAACGGUGACGAGCAUCUCCCGAAAUAUCAGCGAGCAUUGUACAACUACAAAGAUUGACACACCCAGGUCCCUCAAGUUGUUCCAUCGCGGCUCCUUGGUGUCGUUGCAUCACUCCAUUGAUAUCUCGCCGAGGACCGAGGAGGUACCUACCGACAAGCAAUCUUUGCUUACGAAUAUCGCACAAAUUUCCGAUUGCGCGGAGGAGGGGAUUGUCAAUCGCAACUACAGCUCGGAGAACGAAUCCAACGCGAGCGCCGUGCGCGUCUCCACCGAGUGCGAGAGGCCGCACAGUCGCGUCGGUGCCAAGCACAAGGAAGAGGUCGCGUUGUCCAACGACAAUUCGGACAACGCGCUUACCAGCAGCGCGCCAUUGAAUUCUCUGUAUCCGGGCUUGCCCGACAUCGACUCGUCUCGAAAACGCCGCGGCAUUUACGAACACGACAUCACGCCGCAAUUGGACUGGCACGCGCCGGAUAUAUUGAACAUUGAUUUGGAGCAGUUCGGCAGUAUCGACAACUCCGAGCGGAGCAAUUCUCUCACGCUAGAUUCCUGCAGUAAAGUGAUCGGCGCAUUGGACGUUAUCAAGAACAGAGAAAAGCUGACGACUCCGACGCCAUUGGAGAGCAGCAGGAUAUUCGAUAUAGAGAAGGUGUCGAAGGACCUGCAGCAGCAGCAGCGGGACGAGACGAUGAGCUGCGUGACGUCGAUCCACGACUACGAGAACGUAUGCCCGCUGGGAAUUGCUCGGCCGCCUUGGUGUAUCCGCAGUUGGAAAGGCUACACAGACAUCGAGACGUACAUCCACGAUGAUAGCGUGGUGCGCGAUCGGCGGCGGGACACUCUGACGAGCACGACCGGCACGACGUACAGCUCGGAAUACUCUGACGGCAUGAUCUCACGAGGGAUAUUAAAGCAGGACGAUUACGCGGAUGCUCUGACUUACGAUCUGGUGGAAUCUAAGGGCAAUAAAUCGUCUUACAGCGAUAGCACGUUUUCCGCGUCCACCGUGGACGAUCAGAACGCCAGUCUGUACGUAGCCAAGCCGGUGGUGUUCGACGACCGGGGUGGUAUGCUCGCGUUGGACACAAUAUUGGAAGAGCGCGAUGAUUCUUCAUUGUCGGACGAAAAGUUUCAGCACGGGACAGAACCGUCGCGCGACUCCGCGAGUACCCUAGUGAGCACGAUAGAUCAGAUCAGGCGGUAUACAGCGGAGAAUUCGCCGCGACAUAUCUACCACACCACCGGGACUCAGUGGGAAGAUCUGAAUCCCAAGAACUUGAUGGCGCGAGCGCACUUUGCCAAAGUGUUGUUCGACAACGAUCUCAGAACCGCCCCGGCGACGACUGGUCCAAUCGGUCUGACCACGCGGGACGUUGAGAAACGCGAGAUAGACGCGAUCAGGGAGUUCGUCCGGUGUUGUGCGAUAGAAUCCAUCAAGAAGACGCCCCUGAUAGAUGCUAUUUUGUCGGACUCACCGAUUCUGGGCAGCAGGGCGAGCAAAGUCGUGCGACAGGUCACGUUUACGGAUCGUAAGAGCGAUUUCGACGCAAACGAGAGCGACUUGUAUGUCGAGAUGAGUCCCUUGGUGUCCGUCGAGAACGGCGAGAACUCGUGCCAGACCAGGCUCGCUGACCCGAAGACCGCCGAGGCGGAGAGCGUUGCCAAGACCAGUCUUCCCACAAUAUCGAAAAAAUCGCCGGAUAAAGAAAAUCUGUCGCCGACCUUGUUGAACAAUAACAGGCGGAUUAAUAUUAAUAAUAUACACGAUAACAGGGACAAUAAUGAUAGGCACGCUUGGACCAUAGAAAAAGACGAUAAAAAUGACAAGUCGUUGUGCAACAUGCGUUUCAAUCUGAAGGAGAAGCAACAUUUAUUUCUCGAGCAGGUUCUCUCGCCGGUUCCAAAACUCUGGAACAAACGUAUCUCCUUUCAUCCGAGCACCAAAAAUUUAUAGUGAACGGGCUCUUCAGUUCUCUCACUUGUGUUUCAUAGCUAAAAAUCGAUUCAAAACUCAUUUUUUAUCGAAUAUUUUCUAGUAUUUACAGCGAAUUUUGUUACGUAUUGCAGCGUAUUUGCAGCGAAUUUGAUUCACGUUUUACAACUGAACGUGGAACAGUUAACUUUCAUCAAACCAAAAAUUUGUAGCGAAGGACUUUUCGAUCUCUUUAUACUCGGCAUUGUUGUCUUUCACAGAUGAGAAUUGAGUGGUAACUCAGUUUUAUCUUGCUCAAGUGUAUUUUUCAUUUAUGUUUUAUGUAGGAACUCUUUACAAAAAAGUUUUUUUAAGGAAUUUUCUUUCGCGUAAUAGUCCGACAUGCAAUAAAAAAGUAAUCUUAACCCGUCGUGGUAUUUGAUAUCUUUUACAAAAAGGUAACAAUUUUGCUGCGAACGUUAUUCGGUUACAAACAAAUGAAGAAGAUUAUUACGGAAAGGGUUAAGAAAAAUACACCACAGUACAAAUAUCGCAAUAUAUAUAACAUCACUCGUUAAUUAGGCACACAUCUUAACUUUUAUCCAUGACUAAGCUGCGCCGCGUUUACCUUUAUAAAUGCUAUAUAAAGGUAAACGCGAUGUAAGCGUGUGAUACGCGCCGUCCGAUUGUUGAGAUAAAACUAUAACGACUUAAGUUUAGUGUUUUGCGCUUUUGCGAUUUGUGUAUAUAAAAUGACUUAUUUUACAUCUCGUACCGAGAUUAUUUUUGUACGCAAUUUUUAUAUACAAUAAAGAUGAGACUCUGUGUAAUGAAAAAUCCGCAAUCAAUCAUUGGUAAUAAAUAUCAUUAUGCAUUCGUAA